This is a messenger RNA of Conger conger (European conger), 1063 nucleotides long. It is a transcript of the gene fgf20b, whose product is annotated as fibroblast growth factor 20b. Gene Ontology annotation, cellular component: cytoplasm. The transcript is spliced from 3 exons. Gene Ontology annotation, molecular function: fibroblast growth factor receptor binding; growth factor activity. Bases 1 to 627 code for a protein of 208 amino acids. Gene Ontology annotation, biological process: regulation of cell migration; positive regulation of protein phosphorylation; cell differentiation. The record is from RefSeq and is a predicted model, not a curated record. Lineage: Eukaryota; Metazoa; Chordata; Actinopteri; Anguilliformes; Congridae.
AUGGCUCCUGUUGGCGAAGUGGGAAGCUUCUUGCACGGUAUCGAGGGCUUCGGACACGUCGGAUCCCAUUUUGUUCUGACGCCUGCCGGAGAGAGUACAGGUCUGUUGGGCGAACACCUGGUCCCAGCGGAGAGACUUUCCCGGAGUACCUCCGCGGAUUUAAUGCAUUUAAAGGGGAUUCUGCGGAGAAGACAGUUGUACUGUAGAACUGGAUUUCACCUAGAAAUACACCCAGAUGGAACAGUGCAGGGGACGAGAAAAGACCACAGUCGAUUUGGUAUUUUGGAAUUUAUCAGCCUUGCAGUUGGAAUGAUAAGCAUACGUGGGGUCGACAGUGGACUGUACCUGGGAAUGAACGACAAAGGAGAACUGUAUGGCUCUGAGAAAUUAACGGCGGAGUGUGUCUUCCGGGAGCAGUUUGAGGAGAACUGGUACAACACGUAUUCCUCCAACCUCUACAAGCACGGAGACAAGGGCGCCCGCUAUUUCGUGGCCCUGAACAAAGACGGAACUCCCAGAGACGGGACAAAGUCCAGGCGACACCAGAAGUUCACGCACUUCCUCCCGAGGCCCGUGGACCCAGACCGUGUGCCGGAGCUGUACAAGGAGGUGCUGGGACACAGCUGAGGGGCGGCGGGGCCUUCUGUUCGGCGGAGAAUAUGUGCUGAAGUCCAGGCUUCUGUGGAAACAGGGAUGUAAGCGUGUGUGGGCCCGGUAACAGGACUGCGGAGGGCCGACAGCGGAACGGCGGCACGGUCAGGGCCCUCCUGGGAGCGUAAAGGAGAGGGCUCUUAGAAGCACGAAGGACCGUCUAGAAUGUCAAGCUUCAAGCCCAGAGCCAGGAGGCCAUUUUGUGUUUGAGGCCGACGGUCCCGCUCGGGGCUGGAGGGAAAGGCAAGGGCUGCGGAUAAGCUGCAGAGCUGCUGGUCUGGUCUCCUGGAGCGCUGCUUCACCAGGAGACUGAUCAAGGCCAGGCAGGACGUGGAGGCAUGUCGGUGGAUCUGCACCAUCGGGACAGAUGAGAGACUGUGGGAUUGUCUCUCUCUCUCUCUCUCUCCAUCCC